This is a messenger RNA of Equus quagga, 739 nucleotides long. RefSeq names its product cellular retinoic acid binding protein 1 (gene CRABP1). Gene Ontology annotation, biological process: fatty acid transport. Gene Ontology annotation, cellular component: nucleus; cytosol. The record is from RefSeq and is a predicted model, not a curated record. Gene Ontology annotation, molecular function: fatty acid binding. Bases 93 to 506 code for a protein of 137 amino acids. NCBI's taxonomy places the organism in Eukaryota, Metazoa, Chordata, Mammalia, Perissodactyla, Equidae. The transcript has 4 exons.
GGCGCGCGGAGCUGGGCGCAGAGCGGCAGUCUCCGCCUUGCAGCUUGGAGCGUGCCUGUCGCCGCUUUCCUGCCGCCGCCACCGCUGCCACCAUGCCCAACUUCGCCGGCACCUGGAAGAUGCGCAGCAGCGAGAAUUUUGACGAGCUGCUCAAGGCGCUGGGUGUGAACGCCAUGCUGAGGAAAGUGGCCGUGGCCGCUGCGUCCAAGCCGCACGUGGAGAUCCGCCAGGAUGGAGAUCAGUUCUACAUCAAGACAUCCACCACGGUGCGCACCACCGAGAUCAACUUCAAGGUCGGAGAAGGCUUUGAGGAGGAGACAGUGGAUGGACGCAAGUGCAGGAGUUUAGCCACUUGGGAGAAUGAGAACAAGAUCCACUGCACACAAACUCUCCUUGAAGGGGAUGGCCCCAAAACCUACUGGACCCGCGAGCUGGCCAACGACGAGCUCAUCCUGACAUUCGGCGCGGAUGACGUGGUCUGCACGAGGAUUUAUGUUCGGGAGUGAACACGGCUGGCUUGCUCCUGCUUUGGGGGUGGGAUGCAUGUUCCCCAAGGGAUCUCAUAGGUCUGAGCUGCCAGUGGACCUCCCCCUCCCCUGUAUCAACAUUAGGUGAUCCUGUUUGCCCCAAAAUGGUGUUGUAGUGUUUCCUCCCAAGGCCUUCAUGCCUCUGUGUCCCUGGUGCUCUGUAGUUUAGUAUCUGUACGGUUUUCUUGGUCAUUAAACUGGUUGGACACAUA